This is a messenger RNA of Xyrauchen texanus (razorback sucker), 1610 nucleotides long. Its product is annotated as ankyrin repeat and SOCS box protein 2-like. NCBI's taxonomy places the organism in Eukaryota, Metazoa, Chordata, Actinopteri, Cypriniformes, Catostomidae. The record is from RefSeq and is a predicted model, not a curated record. Gene Ontology annotation, cellular component: nucleus; cytoplasm. Gene Ontology annotation, molecular function: protein binding. The transcript has 7 exons. The coding region runs from base 161 to 1363 and encodes 400 amino acids.
CGACAGUUAAAGGCAGGGAGCUAAAGUGGUCUCCGUGCAAACAAGUGUCAAGUGUGCUACACUGAACAUUAAGAAAAACUUUCAACUUUUGUUCAGGAAACCUGAAUCAAUUAAGAGAGAAAAAAGGGAAAAAACAUUGUGAAAAACAUUGGAAUCCAUCAUGGCUGCUGCCAGAGUGUCUAUGCCGGGUAUCACAGGAACCAGUAUGGAAUUUGCUGACUACAGUCUCUAUAGCAACCUGUCUGAUGAUGAGCUCUUACAGCUGGCAAUUCAGCGCAGUCUUACUGAUACCCAUAGCUCUGUGUCUGGGACUGAAAACACCGAGCCUAUUGUUGCUCUGAACAGGCCAGCAUCAUCACGGCCAGUUCCACCAUUGCGUCUUCCUCAGCAGCACCAGCCUGCACCAACUGCAUGCCCUGCCAAUCCCCCCAGAGAAUUAAUAAAUCCAGAGGCUGUGAUCUCAGAGAGUCACUUCAUUACUGGCAAUGGCAAGCGAAUGAUGGCAUACCGAAGAUAUGAUGGCUCUAUGCAGGUCACACCUGAGCCUGAAGAGGGGAUAGAGCCAAUUGUUAAGGCCAUUUGGGAUGGAGAUGUUGGAACAGUGAGACUAUUGGUUAAGAAACCUGAGUGCAGCCUCCUUACACCAAAUAAAUAUGGAUGGAUUCCUUUGCAUGAGGCGGCAUAUUAUGGACAAGAUCAAUGUAUUAAAAUUCUCCUGAGAGCUCAACCUGGGAUGAUUAAUCGGCGCACUCUAAAGGAACAGACUGCUUUAAUGUUUGCUGUGGCCAGGAAUCAUUGUGAAUGUGCAGAGAUUCUACUUGAGAAUGGGGCUGACCCUGAUAUUGCCAAUAAUGACAAGGAAACUCCCCUUUACAGAGCUUGUGAGAAGGAGAACACAGCAAUGGUUGUCAUGCUAUUGAACUAUGGUGCCUCUGUGAAUAAGAGCUGUAUUCAAGGCUGGACUGCUCUGCAUGAGGCUGUGUGCAGAAACAAUCUGGAAAUCUGUGAGAUUCUGGUUAAAGCUGGAGCCAAAGUUGGCACACCCAAUAUGUAUGGAAUCACUCCUAUCUUUGUGGCAGCCCAAAGUGGAAAAGUGGACGCACUUCGCUUUCUUUUAAAAAAUGGUGCAGAUCUGAACAGCCAGGCUGCAGAUGGGGCCACAGCACUGUAUGAGGCCUGUAAGAAUGGCCAUGAGGAUAUUGUAGAGUUCCUGCUUUCUCAAAACGCAGAUGCCAACAAGCCUGGAAAAACAGGACUGUUGCCAAUCCAUAUUGCAGCCCAGCGUGGCAAUGAUGGGUAUGUAGAAUUGAAUGAUCCAUUUGUAAAUAAAGGUGAUACAGGAGAUUUUGGGAGAAAUUUGUAAUGUUCUCAAAUCAAGUUUUUUAAAAAAAUUUAUUAAUAUGCAGAGGACAUUGGUUCUUAAGAGUUUAGGUUUAGUAAAUCUCAUGAUCUUGCAUUAAUUUUCAGCAAAGACCUCCUCACUUACGGGUGUACCCACAAAAAUGUCAGGGAAACUAAGUAAGUCUCAAUGGCUGUUUAAAACCUUGCUGUGGCAACAGGGUGUAUCUGUAACCUUAACUCAAGAAGCUUGACUUUGUAACAACCAGUAG